AUGGCCAAGCCGCGCGCGACGGACGCCGCGGCAGGGGCCAUGGAGGAGCGGCCAAUGUCGCCGCCGGAUGCGGAGAGUGUCGCGAUACCCCAUCUCCCCACGAACGCCUCGAAGAAGAAGAAGAAGAAGACGAAGCGUGCGGGUGAUGCGCUCGACGAUAGUGCUCCGUCGCUCGCGGCCACCGCGCAGGUCCAGGCCGACCUGCUCGCGACCGCCAGCGAUUUGUACCGGCGCAUCGAGGCGGACCCCGCCGGGCUGCCCGACGACGAGGCGUACUGGACCUCGCUGCCUGCGCAUCUGCGCACGUUUAUCCGCAACGCCCUGCCGCUCGGCCACCUCGCCGAGCCGGGCGCGAACCCCAACGCACUGCCGCGGCACGCGUCGACGCAGGCCAUGAUUGCCGUCGCGCAGCAGCUCGCGCAGGCCGCGCAUGCGUCGCAGCGGCACCUGCCGGGCAGCGGCAACCAGACAUACUCGUCGCCCCUGACGCUCGACCCGUCGAUGUUUGUCGACGCGCCGAUGCUCGCCGACCUGCCACUGACCAAGAACGGCCUGAGCGGGCACCUCCCAUCGCCAGGCAUGCAGGCCGCGGCGGUCCCGGGCGAGAAUGGGUUCGGCUCGGUGGUGCUCGUGAAUGAGCUUGACGAGGACGACGACUUCCACGACGAGUACGCGAGCGACGACGUCGAGUCGAUCGACGUCAAGGAGCCCGCGCCCAAGAAGAAGUCGAAAAAGAAGAAGAAAAAGAGCGCACCGGCGCUCGACGACGACGUGCGGCUCCCGCCGCCGCCGGCGAUUCCCCCGCCGCUCCCGCUGCCCAAAUCGCGACCGAGCGCACUGCCGCCGCCCUCGUCGCGGGCCGCCGGGAAGCUGCCCAUGACCUUUGCGCCGCCGCGCUCGACCGCGCCGCCGGCCCCCCGGCCGCCGCUGGCGAAGCGCGCGCCAAAGAGCCACAGCCACCACCGCGCCAUGUUUCCCGCGCAGAUGCCGGGUGCCGCGCCGCCGGCGAGCGGCAGUGGACUCACGAUCGGCAGCGCCGAGGAGCGCGAGCGCAUCCGCGACUUUUGGCAGCACCUCUCGGAACGCGAGCGCAAGCGGCUGGUCGAUGCGGAGCAGCAAGGCGUGCUGCGCAAGCUCAAAGACUUCCAGCGCCAUGCAUGCGCCUGCCGCGUCUGUAUGCGAAAGCGCAACGCGAUCGACGUCAAGCUCAGCGAGCUGUACAAGACGUACUACGAUGCGCUCGAGUCGCACGCCACGCAGUACACCAAGCAUGUCGAGAGCGACGGCGCGCAGAGCCCGCCGGCGGGCCCCGGCCCGUUUCCGGGAAGCAUUGCGCUCGACAGCCACGGGAGUGUCGUCGGCGCGAACCUGCUCCUCUCGCGGCAGUCGUACCGCAAGGACGACGAGCGGCGGCCGCGGCGCCAUCCGUACGUCCCGGUGCAUCCCCGCGAGAUAGACGAGCGCCGGGACACUGCGACGCCGCCGACGCCGGACGUCGACGAUUUCUACGAGGACGAGGAGCUGGACGAGGACGAGUACGAAGACGAGUACGACGACCACCCCGACGACGACCUCGACGCGGACCUCGACCUGGACAGCGACCGGCCAGACGCACUGCGGAAGCGUGACGGGCCGUGCCACGGCAGCGAGUGCUACUGCAUCAACUCGUCGCUGACCGUCAAGGGGAUCCUCACCGUGGCCGACGAUUUGUCUGGCAAUGAGGUGCAGAAACUGAUCCUGAUGAUGGAGCAGCUUGCCGAGCGGCAUCUCCAGCCGAUUGCCGCGGACGAUGCACCGGACGACGACGAGUCGCUUCCGUCGGAAGUCGAGCUGACCCCCGACGAGCAGCGCGAGCAGGGCUGGCGCAUGUUCCAGAUCUUUGCCGCGCGCAUCCUCGAGCACCGCGUGCUGCACGCGUACCGCGAGACGGUCGCGCAGGAGCGCCAGCUGCAGCUCCUGCGUGAGCUCGAGGAGGAGGAGUCGAACGAAAAAGCACGCGAGGCGAAACGCGCCAAAGAGAACCAGCGGAAGAAGGACAAGAAGAAACAACUCAAGCAGCAGAAGGAGGAGGAGCGCCUGCGCAAGGAGCAGGAGCGCCUCGCAGAAGAGGCCGCCGCCAAGGCCGAGCAGGAAAAGCAGCGCCAAGAGGAGCUGCGGCGCCAGGAAGAGCUGCGGCAGAAGAAGGAGGCCGAGCGCCGCGCCAAAGAGGAAGAGCGCGCCAAGAAGGAGGAGGAGCGACGGCGCAAAGAGGCCGAACGCAAAGAGGCCGAACGCAAAGAGGCCGAGCGCAAAGAGGCCGAACGCAAAGAGGCCGAACGCAAAGAGGCCGAGCGGAGAGAAGCCGAGCGGAGAGAAGCCGAAAAGCGCGAGGCCGAGAAGAAAAAGAAGGAGCGCCAGCGCCAGGAGCGCAGGCCCAAGAAGGAGGGCACGCCUGCGUCGCCAUCGGUGCCGCCGGCGCCGCCGGUGCCACCGGUGGCCCCGGCUGUGCCUUCGCCUGCGAUCCCGCCGGCCGGCGUCUCGCCGGCGCUCGCCUCAGCCAAGGCCGCGCCGCUCCUCGAGAAGGACGCGUGGGAAUCGCCGUCGCGUCUCCCGUCGUUUGGCAUGCGCUACGAGACGCCCGCGGCGCCGAGUCCUCCGCGUCCCUUUUACGACCCUGCCGCGGCGCUGGGGCGCAUGCACAUUGGCGACGCGCCGCUGCUUGGCGGUGGGAUGAGCGAGGCGCCGCUCGGGCUCGGCGGCAUGCCGCGCCGCGCCGUGCAGAGUCCUCCACGACCGGUGCCGGCUCCCAUCGGCCCGAUUGAGCGCCCCCGGCGCACGACGAGCGACGAGCAGUACACGCGCCCCGAAGGCAUCCUCGGCAGUGCGGCGCUUGGCGACGACGACGAGCUGGUCGAGCCGCGUGUUCCUCGGCGUGUCGUGCCGAAUGCCGCGCCGAUCAGUACGUUUGCGCCUGCGCCCGGCCAGUUUGGGUACGCGUCGCCGUGGAGUGCGCCCGGGAGCCGUGCGUACCCCCCCUCGUUUAACGCGCCCCCCCCGCCACCCUCGCUGUGGAACGAGAGCAGUGGGUGGGACCGUGCGCGCUAUGCGUUUGAGCAGCCGAGCACGUUUGCGGAGCCGUCCGAGCCCGCGGUGUUCUCCCCCCCUCCUCCUGCUGAGAACCUCGGAGCGAUCGGCAACCCGCUGUACCCCCUGAGCGUGCCGCGCACCUCGGCGCCGUACGCCUAUGCCCCCAUGCAUCCUUCCUUUUCCAACGGUUCGUAG
This is a messenger RNA of Malassezia japonica, 3261 nucleotides long. It is a transcript of the gene NST1, whose product is annotated as Stress response protein nst1. Gene Ontology annotation, molecular function: myosin II head/neck binding. Gene Ontology annotation, biological process: regulation of focal adhesion assembly; positive regulation of stress fiber assembly. Gene Ontology annotation, cellular component: stress fiber. Bases 1 to 3261 code for a protein of 1086 amino acids. NCBI's taxonomy places the organism in Eukaryota, Fungi, Basidiomycota, Malasseziomycetes, Malasseziales, Malasseziaceae. The transcript has 2 exons. The record is from RefSeq and is a predicted model, not a curated record.